GCCCUGCCCUCCUCCUCUCUCUCCGCCUAGAAACAUGGCUGCUGCUCCGGUGGUGGUGGUGAGGAGCUCCGGCCCGCCGCUCUGCCCGAGCUUCGCGGAGGUCUGCUCCUUCCUGGAGCGCUACGGAGCCGUGCUGGACCUCCCCGAGAUGACUUUCUCCCAGAUGGAGAGGUACCUGCGGGACACGACGACAGUUCCUAAACCUCUGGUGGAGCUCCAUGUGAAGCUGCUCAGGAAACUGGGGAGGUCUGUAACCACCGACCGCUGGGAGAAAUACCUGGCCAAGGUUUGCCAGGAGUUGAACAGCACCUGGGCCUGGGAGCUGGAACAGAAAGGCUACCAGGAGAUGUCCAUGGAGUGCAAGUCAUGCAUCCUCAAAUAUCUCUGCGAGUGUCAGUUCGAUGACAACCUAAAGUUCAAGAUGGCGAUCAACGAGGAGGACCCGGAGAAGAUGCGCCUGCAGCCGAUUGGCCGAGACAAGCAGGGUCUGAUGUAUUGGCUCCAGCUGGACCAGGAGCAGAACAUCCGGCUGUACACGGAGGAGCAGGACGACCUGGACGGAUCCACCUGGAAGUGCAUCGUCAGGAAUCGUACCGACCUGGCUGAGGCUCUGGAGCUGCUCAAAGCCCAGGUAGAACCUAAACAGAACCAGGACCAGAACCAGGACCAGGACCAAACCCAGAACCAGAACCAGGCUGGAUCCAGGAGCACCAGCCCCACACACAAAGAUGGAGGGGACGAGGCUGUUGGAGGCACCGAUCCUGAACCCUCCAAGACCUCAGAGGAAAACACAGACAGUAAGAGAGUCGAGCCUGUAAAGGAAGAGGAACCCUCAACACCAGUGCUGAAGCUGGAGCAGCCUAACAGUGAGUCUGAGGUGAAAGAAGAGAAGACGGACCACAAGUCAUCUCCCGUCUUCGAUAACCGCGUCAGCACCAUCACCACCAUCAUCAAGUCCGAGUCGAGGGACGUGGACGCUCCCAAAAACGCUGUGUCUGUCGUCAUGGCGCCCGGCGCCACUGUCACCAAAAAGGAAAUGAACAAGGAGGAGGAAGCGGAGCGGGCGGUGGUCCGCAGCAGCCAGCAGGCUAAAAUACCACUGAAGAAGAGGGAGCUGAAGAUAGCGGAGAGUUACCAUAGCAACCACCUCAACAACAGCAACAGCAGCAGCAUUAUUGUCUGCAACCCGUCGGUGAUUCAGAGCAAAGAGGGGAAGUUAACCAGCUCGUUGGCGCCUCCUGGUGGUCCGGCUGCCUCACAGCAGCUGGAGCUGAACGGGAGAGCGGCGCUGCCUUCACACAAAGACGGACAGAACGGAGUCAUCGGGGUCAUAGGUCAAGUUGGCGUCAUAGGUCACGUCGGGGUUAUUCGCAGCCCGUCGGAGCGCCACAGAGCCCUCGGGGCCGAGCAGCAGGAGCAAAACGGGGCCAGUUUAGACCACCGGGGCUCCAGAACCGGGGAGGAGGAGAGGGAGGUGGGCCGGCAGUCAGUGCUGGUGAGGAAAGGAGCAGUAGAAGGAGAAACGGCAGCAGCAGCGCCUCCUCCUGCAGCCACGGAGGCUCAAAACGGCAGAAAACUACCUUUGAUAUGCUUAAAAUCUGAUCCACUACCUGAAGCUGCAGAGAGGAAAGUGGAUUCUGUUUCCUCGUUGUCUCAGUCUGCAGAGGAACUGAAAAGAGAAACGGCAGAAAAAACAACAGAGGAGCAGAAAACUGGGCACAGCAGUCAUCAGGAGAAGGAGAAGGAGGAGGAGAAGGAGGAGAGGAGGAGAGACGCGUCUGUGGCAGGAGAAGCAUGUAAAGAUGACCAGGAAAAGAAUAAAAGCACUUUAGGAAAAGUGGAGAUGGACUCAGGGAGCAACGCUCCACUUCCAGGAGGAGACCAGCAGGAGAAAAAGGAGCAGGACGGGCUCAACGGGGCGUUGGCGGCCCAGGUGAGGGUGAAGGAUAUCGGGCUGGGGUCGGGGGAGAAGCAGCAGGUUCCCCGGGAGGAAGCGUCCUCCGAGCUCCAGAAAGAAGGAAUCAGGCUGAAGAUCAAGAUCCCUCCCCACCGCAGAAAUAAGUUGAGGAAAGGCGGGAAGGAGGAAGAGAAGGAGAGGAAGCAGGAGGUGCAGCAGGAAGGGAGGCAGCUGAGGAGAUCAGCCAGGAUCUGCAGAUCAUCUGCUUUGCCAACCUGCAGGCCGAGCUCAAAGGCGGCUGAGAGCCAGAGAAAGAAACCCCCAAAAAAACAGGCACUGGCUUCCAGAAUGAGAGAAGAAGAAGAAGAGGAGGAGGAAGAGGAAGAAGAAGAUGAAGAGGAGCAAAGCUCAACUGCAAAGAAAGACAGAAAAACAGAACCUGUUGGGCAAAUUAGGAAACUGAGGGGUAAACGGAGGCAUCGACGCACCCGAUGGUCUAACAUUCGCACUAAGAGACGCAAACUGAAUGAAGGAGACGAGGUGGAGGACAGAGGGAGGAAACGAGGAGACGAGGAGAGUGAAGGAGGGAGCGACUCUGAAGAAUCCUAUAAAUCAGAAGAGAUUCCCAGUGAGGACGCCUGCAGCCACUGUGGCCUGCCCAACCACCCUGAACUGAUCCUGCUGUGUGACUCCUGUGACAGUGGAUACCACACAGCCUGUCUAAGGCCUCCACUCAUGUUGAUCCCAGACGGAGAGUGGUUCUGUCCUCCCUGCCAACAUAAACUGCUGUGUGAGAAACUGGAGGAGCAUCUGCAGAACCUGGACAGUGCUCUGAAGAAGAGAGAGAGAGCAGAGAGGAGGAGGGAGCGGCUGGUCUACGUGGGCAUCAGUGUGGAGAACAUCAUCCCUGAGGGCGAUGAGGGGGAGGAGGAGAAGUCGACGAAGAAGAAAGAUCCUAAAAAGAGCAAAAAUCUGGGGAGAAGAUCAACCAGAACCAGGAAACACAUCAGCUACAGGUUUGAUGACUUUGAUGAUGCCAUUGAUGAGGCGAUAGAGGAGGACAUCAGGGACCUCUGUGGAGGAGGACGGCAGGCCAGAGAGAUCAGCUCCAUCCUGUCAGACGAUGGGACGAAGGAGAGCCAGCAGCCAAUCAGAAGCCAGACUCUUGCUGCCAGGAACAGGAAGAAACGGAGACUGAACGACUUGGAGAGCGACAGCACAGCAGCAGAGAGCGAAGACGAAUUCAUGCUCAGCAACAGCUCAGAGGAUGAAGACUUCGCUGCGUCAGGUGCUGAUGAGGAAGAGGAGGAAGAAGAAGAUGCGGGCAGCGACGUGGGCAGCCUGGACAGUGGGACGGGCCCCCGGCGGGCUCUGAGAGGGGCCCCCAAACACCGACCCAGCAGACCCCAACGCAGGGGCCGCAAACGGCUGAGACGGCGGCGGAGACGCUCCUCUGAGGAAGAGGAGGAAGAGAGUGAGGAAGAGAUGGACUCGGAUCAGAUCAGCGGCAUGACGGACAGCGACGCUGACAAAAAGAGGCGGGGCCUGAGGCGGGGCCAGCGCCAGCAGGUCAACUACCGCGAGACGUCAGAGUCGUCUGAUAACUCCAGAACCUCCACCAAGAAGGUCAAAGUGGCGAAACCUCGCGGCCGUCCCCGCAAGGAGCACCUCUCCACCGACUACAGCGAUGUGUCGGGUUCUUCCAGAGACUCGGAGGAGGAGGAUGAUUACGAAGACGAGGAGGAUGACGACCAGAGAAGAAGAGUGAACAAGAGUAGACGAGAGAAGGAGGACGUGCGGAGACACCGGACGAGAGAGAAGCGGUGGAGAUACGAACGGGACGAGGAGGACGACAGAGAGAGAGAGCGAGGGAGGCGGCUGAAGAGGAAACUCCUGGAGAAGGUGAAGGACAAAGACAAGCGGAGGAGGAUGAUGAAGAGGACGGAGAGAGACGAGGAGGAGGACCUGGAGAAGAUGGGCCGGGGGAAGAGGAGAGAGAUGCUGUCGGAGCAGCGACGCAAACGUCUCGCUCAGAUGCUGAAAAAACGGCGGCCUUCAACGGACGACGAGGACGACGAAGAAGAGUCGGAGGGGUCGGAGUCGUCGUCGGAGGAGGAUCGCCCGAUCCGCAAAAGACUCAACCGCAUCGACUCUGAUGACGACGAAGAAGAAGAGGAAGAAGAAGAAGAAGAAGAAGAGGAGGAGAGACAGAAGGUGACGACAAAGAAGUGUUCAUCGGUGGAGAUCGCCACUCAGGAAAAGGGGAGGGGCCGUAGCCUGUCUCCACCAAACAAACAUCGGACCUCCAGAGGCCCCGCGAAGCCUGGGGCCACGAGUCCCACCGCGCCCAGGGACAGAGCAGCGUCAGGCGGGCACAACGGGCCCUCACAUCCAGAGGAGGAGGAGGAAGAUGAGGAGGAGGAGGAAGAUGAGGAGGAGGAGGAGGAGGAGGAGGAGGAAGGCCGGCAGACAGACUCAUUAAACUCUGUCCAGAACAGUCCGCAGUCAUGAUGGCUGUUUGUGUGAAUAACGCUCGCUUCUUCUUCUUUUGUUUUUUCUUUUUUAACUGUCAGGCCUUUUUCACCCACAAGACACCUUCUGGAACUGGAAACCCACCUCCACCUCUUCCUCUUCCUCUUCCUCUUCUUACCCCCCUUCGUCUUGCUCUUCCUCCUCCUCGCUGUUGUAUUGUGUUAGAGUGCUCUCCACCGUCACAACAUCAUCAUCAUCAUCCUCACCUAACAGCCAGACAGCUGGACCAGAAGCAGCCUCGCACCACAACUGGCAACCAACAAGUCAUGUUUCAGUGGACGCACUCACACACAGCCAGGGGCCACCAGGGGCCCCUGAACUCUUGGAUUACAGACUUCUGUCUGUCUCUCUCUGGUGGGUCUUUCUGACCAUAGAUUCAUGGUUGAAUUGGUCACAGGAGUCUGUUUGUAGUGUUCCUCAUCCUAAAGCACUUCGUCAUUCUCAUAGCACUUAAUAACCCAAAGCCAACAAGAGUGAAAGUGUCAAACCGAACGCUUCGGAUCAUGUUGAUUUGAUGAUUUGAUUCCCACAAACAACAAAAAAAAAGGCAAAAUCUCUCACUUCUGAUAGUCUACAUAGGCUACACUGCAAAAAAGGUGUUUAAAAACCAGAUAAAAACCGUAAAUCUGAGGGAAAUGAUCUUGCUGCAUGGACAGAUAAUUUCACUUUUUCACACAUAUUUCUUAAAUUAAGAUUGUUAAAUCCAAAACCAAAACUCUCCAUGCUGAGAUUCUAUUAAGGAGAAGUAAGGAAAUGUUUUAUAUAAUUUGUGUGAAUCGACUCUGGAAGCAAAAUUCUUCUUUCUUGUUAUUAUCUGCAGAAAUCAUGAGCAAAAUCUGGUCAAUGACCUUAAAGCCUUAUUGACACUGAAACUACAGUAGUGGUCCCAAAACAGGGACAAGAUCCUGUGAAGGGGGUCAGACUGAACCAGCUGACAGUUCAGCCACACUAAUGGUGCGUUCAGGUGCUCCUUGUCAACUAGUAUAUGUGAAAUAUUACCCUUUAAAUGCUCAACACCAUCGUUAAACUCCAGAGUUUUAGAAGAAAAACACCAAAUAUUCUCUGAGCAGUGCUGAAAAUUAGUUUUAAUGUGAUAAUAAACAGAAUUGUUUUGUGUUAGACUGCCUGAUGCAUUAGGCAUUUAUCACUAUUUUUUUUACAUUUUAUAAAAUAAACAAUGAAUCUAUUAUUACUAUCUUUGGUUGCAAAUCUCGUUAAAAUAUUCCUAUAACUUCAGUUUAAGUUCAAGGUGGUUAAAAAGCUUAAAGAGUUUGCUGUUUUUACUUUUUCAGAUUUAUUUACCACCAAGUGCCGUCUAGUUCUUAAUAUAUUCAUCUAGUUCCAUUAUAUUCAUCUAGUUCUUAUCAUAUUAAUCUAGUUCUUAUUAUAUUACAGAGAAGGAAGACACUAAAACAAACCAGAAUGAUAAGUAAAUAACUACAGCUGAGAGAAAAUGUGUAUUUUAUAAUUUUGGGGUGAAUUUUUCCUUUCAACUGCAAAACUAUUCAGCUCUGUUGUCCAAAUAUUUGGUCUUUAAAUGUGGAUUUCAGAUGAUGCAAACAUUCAUUUAAUCUUCAGAACAGACUCUAAUCCCUGUUAAGGCUGCACAAUAACUUUAGAUUUGAUCAGAAUUGAAAAAAAAUGUUUUAAAAAAUCACUGUAACUCUUCACAUUACAAAAAGUUUUUGGGAGAUUUUGCCAAAGAGUCUUAAAAUGACUACCAUCUACCAUAGAAAAAGACCAGUUAGGUUGGUUAGUGCUCCUUAGAAGGAAAAACUGAAGAAAAUUUGGGGUAAAUUCUAAAAAUCAAAGCCAACAUUUCAUCCUGUUACCAGAAUAGAAAACAAAAAGAAGAGAGAGAGAAAGAUUGUCAAGUCAGUAGUCUUUUACAGGUUGUGUUGCCAGUUGUGACAGUAAUAAAAGUAUUUACAAAACAGUUUUAUCACGCAUUAAGAAUCCCAUGGACUAGUGCAAUAUCCAAACAGCAGAAGGUUCUAUAUUUGUUAAAUGCAAAAAUUUGUUUAAAAAAAUCUCUUGAUCAUUUGAUAAACAUCCUCACCAAGAAAAUCACAGCAUGAUGAGCAAAAGUAAUAAUUCCCUCCAAUAUAAAUCAGAACCCAAACCAGAUCUACAGGUCCCUGAACGUCCCAUAAAUAAAUAGAUGUAUUCUGCCCUACAAAGUCUAACUGCAGUAACUCAAUUUUUUGGUCAAAAUUGAGUUAUAACUAAAAAUCUAAACUCCUUGAUGUCUGUUUUAUCUUGUGACAAAGUUUUAGAUUUCAAUUUUGCUUUAUUUCAGAGAAAUAAUUAUAUAAAAAACACAAAAUCCAACUCAAAACCAAGCAGAAAUUGCACUUACCACGAUCUGCUUUGGAUAAAUAUACUAAUUUAAACAUAAAAUAAUUAUAUAUAUAUAUAUAAAUAAUAAGUUUAUUUGAAAGGGAAAUUAUUAUCUAGGUAGUGAUAAAGUAAAAAAAGUGACUAAAGAUUAAAAUAUAACAUUCUUUAUAAUAAGUCAAAAAUACACACAUUUUUGAAUAUAUAAUUGUUAAACGCUUUUAAACACACUGAUAACAAAAUAAAUUUGAAAAUGUUUUUUCACUGAAAACUAAAUAUAAAAGCUGAAAGAAGACAACAUUACUUUAGGAACCUUUUACAGCAAAACCAGAGUGCAGGAACUACAUUUUUGGGGUCAAAGGUCAAAUAAAGCAUCAUGAUUUUUUAGCAUAAAAAUGACAUCAUCAAUACAUGUAGAAAUAAUUGGUUGGCCAGUUAAAAAAACAAACUUUAAAGCAGUUUUUCUCAGUUUAACCCUUUGUUAGUUACUGUAGUUAGACUUUUUAGGGCAGAAUAAUGAUAAGAAAUGUAUAAUUUAAUCUUAAUAACUCACAAAAAGCUUCUUGUAGCCAAAUAUGAUCCAAUAUUUCUAACUCUGGACAUGUUCGGCUAUCAGUCGAUAUAUAAUAUCAGUCAGAAUAAUAAUCGGAUUAGAGAUCAAAGUUCUCUGACGGUGUUGGGUUUCACACUCUCACUCUCUCUGGCUCGGAGGGACCACGUUUGCUGUACAUACUCUGCCUGUACGCUGUUCCUUGUAAGAUAAUAGAUGUUCUGUUCUCUUUAGUCCUCUUGUAAAAUAUAGUGUUAUAUUUUCUAUAUGAAGGAGAGGAGGAGAGAUGCUGCUGUGAGUGAUGUGUGGAUCGAUAAGACUUCAAACUGCGAGUUCAUCGACGGUUCGCUUGUUUUGUUUGAAAAUUCUGCAGCCGUUGAUUUGUGUGAAAAAAAGAAAACCAGCGUGGAGCCCGUUCACCAGGACAUUAAUGUUACAGAGAGCCCAGUUCUGCUCACUCUCAGCCCCGAGUCGCACAUUCACAAAGGUUUUUACACGUCUUGUUCUUGAAGAGGAACACCAGGAGUUUUUAAGAAAGUCACCAGUCAAACUUUAGUUUUCUCUACCAGCUUCUGAUUAACCAUCACUGGAGGGAUUUACAGUUUUACACUGCAGAAAAGGUGUUUAAAAACCAGAUAAAACAGUAAAUCUGAGGGAAAUGAUCUUGCUGCAUGGACAGAUUAUUUUAAGUGUUCAACAUGCUUAUUUCUAGAUUUAAUAAUCUUAAUUUAAGAAAUCUUGUCAAGGUAAAUUAUCUAUCCAUGCAGCAAGAUCAUUUCCCUCAGAUUUACUGUUUGAUCUGGUUUUUAGACCUUUUUUUGCAGGGCUUGAAUGGAGUUUUUCCUGCUGUGAUCUCUUAAAACUAAAGACUUGCCUGGUUUUACCUUAAACACCAUGUUUCUCCCUCUAAUCUUCGACUGAAUUUCCCCUUUUAAAUGCAGAAAAUCAGACUUAAAAGCCACCGAUCACCUUCAAGGUCUAGUUUUUUUCAUAUUUUUGCUGCAUUUUAAGCUGAGGUGUCCAAACUCUUAGCCUGUAUUUGUCAAACUUGUAAGAUUUACACAUUUCAGAAAGCUCUAAAAUGAGCAAUAAAAUACAUUUAUCAAGCAACUUCCUUCUACCUACAGCAGCUUUUAGUGAUCACAUAAUGAAUCCAGAGCAGAAAAAAAGUGAUUUACGAGGCACUUUGAGCUUCAAGCUCACAUAGAAAAACCAAUAUAAGAGAUAAUGAUAAAUAGCACUACAGGGAAGAGAGAAAAUUGUUGUUUUUUGUUUAUAUUCUCCUUUUAAUAUGUCAAAAACUGUUACACUACAGAGCAAAAAGCCAGUAAAUCCAUUUGAAAACGAUCCACUUUUCUACAGUAAAGAAGUUGUUUCUGGUCACAUUUCAAGAAAGAACUUAAAGUCUUUUAAGUAAAAGUGUUGUUUUUUUCAGCCUCUGUGGGAAAAUGUUCUCUCACUUGUCAGAGAACAUAAAAAGGAAAAAAAAAAGAUUUUUAAACGUCGACAUGAAAAGGAAAAAACUAGAUGCAUAAAAAGAAACAGAUGAUUAAAGUAGCUUUUUAUUUUCUACUUGUGUUCCAUUUUUUAAAAAUUGAUUCAGGCACUUUAUUACUGUGGCCUGUAUGUACAAAAGCUCAUAAUCUUAUUUAUUAGAUCAUGGUCUGAAACUUUAGGAUCCUUUAUGAUAACUUUGAUCUGUAAGAAUUAAAAGAAUAAAAAUUGUCGAUACCUCAGAUUAUAUUCACAUUUAUCUUCAAAGACAUCGAGGGAAAAAAAAUCUCACAAAACAAUUCUCAGUUGUUUUUGCAUUUAGAAAGUGUGUUUUUAUAUUUGUGGGUCACAAACACACAAUUUGUGCAGGAGGACUUUUUGCAAAAGCAUCAAAUUAUUCAAAUUAUUGUGACUGUAACUGGGAUUACUGGUCCAUACUGGUUUCGCUGUCAGAUAAAUGUGGGUUUAACUGAAAAGAACCCAACAAGGCUGGAGAUUACUGCUGGUGUCACUCAUUUAAAUACUUCAAAUUCCAAAUUUCAACCCUAGAGAAUAUUGGAGGAUAUUACAUACUGACUAAUAAUUUAGAUAUAAUAUUUAGAUAAAAAAGUUUACGAGAAUGCGCAGAUUUAUGAGAUUUAAAGUGGUGAAUCUGCAAGAAAAAGGUUGCUUUUUUCACAUUUUUUCUGCGACUUUUUUCGCGCAGAUUUGCCACUUUAAAUCUCUUAAAUCUGAGACUUUUUUUCUUGUAGAUUUGCUACUUUAAUCUAGUAAAUUUGCAGCUUUUAUCUCAAAAUACUAGCUGAUUAGCUGGAAGAAAUCCAUGUGGUUCUACGACCACAGAGACACGGGUACUCUGUUUUGGAUAUCUGCUGGAGUUACUAAUUACGGUUCUUCGCCCGAUAAAGAGUUAAAUGACUAAAUGUUCUUUCAGGUACUUUCCUGCAGUUAUUCAGCUGUUGUGGGGCUCCAUUAUGGAAAAAAAACACCAAUUAUAUCUAAUGAAAUGUUCCUCAAACAGGCUCAAAUUACCUGUUUAUCUCCAAGAUCCCACUGGAAAUCCUUGUGUUUUGUAAAAUCCCUUUAAUCUUUUUAUAUAAUUGAUGCACGACAUAUGGACAAAAAUGACCCGCAUUCAUUUCUCAUGUUAUUUUUAAUGCUGGCUAUUUGUUUCUUUGCUCUAUCUUUUUUAAUCAGUUUAUUUUAUGAUUGAAUAGUCCAAGUAUUCUUUGAAUAUCUUUUUUUAUUAUUACAACAGCUCAUUAUAUCCAUUUUUUCCUUUCAUACUUUAUGAAGGAAAUAGUUUUUGUAUUAUUACAUCAAUUUCACUCAAAAAUGACUCAUUCAUCCAAAUUUGAUUUAAAAUUAAAUGACCCAAUACUAUAAUAAUAAUAGUAAUUUAUUUCGAAUAGUUACUUUAGCAGUAAAAGGGGCCAAACACUCAUAUAUUUAAUAUAUUUAACAUGUUUAUGUAUCAUUUUGUCACACAUAUAGUGUAUCUGAAAGGUUUUCACAGCGCUUCACUUUUUCCACAUGUUAUGUUUCAGCCUUAUUCCAAAAUGAAUUAAAUUCAUUUUUCCUUAAAAUUACACACACAAUACCCCAUAAUUAUUUUUUUUUUUUACCCAUGUUGUGCAUUAGAAGCAGUAGUAGUGAUACAAAAAGUGUUUUUAUUCAUAAAAGUAAGAAAUGAAAACAAAUAAUUAGGAUGUAUGACGAUCAAAAACAAGUUAAUUGAGGAAAACCUGCAAUACUGAAUGAUGAAAUUAAUUUAUUGCAAAGAUAUAGAAAAAAAAAACUCAGUCGGGUCAAUUUAGACCAUGUUGUGCAUCAAAGGGUUGAAAAGAUUUUUACAGAGCCAGAAUUGAUUCUUUUAAGGUAAAACAUGGAAACUUUAUGAACAAAGUAGUUCUUAGAAAUGGCCAUUAAAUGUUUUAGAUGCACAAAUACAUUUGAAAUACAGUAAAAUAUCAGACAGAAGAUCUCCAUUAAGGAGGUAGAAGACACUGUCAGUUUAAAGCUCCACAGGUUGUUUCUUAAAGUUCAGUUUUAAUAGAAUCCACUCCCAAGAAGGAAAAAGUUUGAGAAAGAUUAAAUGAGUUAAUUCCUCCUGAAACAAGCAGCUCAGGGUUGAUUGACAGGCUGUAAAAUCUGAUUUAUCAAUGAAAUAAAACACAUUUAGAGUCUGAAUCUGUGAACAAACCACAAAGCUUGGAUGGAAAAUUACAAAAACCUUUGAUUAAAAACUAAAAGUUUCUCCACAGAUUGUGAUCCAGGUAAAAUAAAGAGCAUGAGACGUGUCCACAGACGUGUUUCCUGUUAUCAUGAUCUGACACAUUUGGGCUGUAAAUCCCUCAACAAAGUCUUUCAGGCACCAGAUGAACCAGCCCGCCUGUUUUAUAAAACAGCCCCAGAUCCUUCCACUGAACCUGCUGGGACUCGUGUUCAGCUCUGCGGCAGAAUGAAAAUUAUAUUAAAAAAAGUUCAGUCCAACUGAUGUGCGUUCAAACAGGAACAGCUGGAUGUGAAUGUGGCUCCUUCCAUUUCUCUGUUGUACUGUUACUGUAGUAUUGCUGUAACAUAAAUGUCUUCUAAGUUAUUAAAACCAACAUCCAAGGCAUCUCCUCAAAA
This is a messenger RNA of Centropristis striata (black sea bass), 11441 nucleotides long. It is a transcript of the gene rsf1a, whose product is annotated as remodeling and spacing factor 1a. The coding region runs from base 35 to 4408 and encodes 1457 amino acids. Lineage: Eukaryota; Metazoa; Chordata; Actinopteri; Perciformes; Serranidae. The record is from RefSeq and is a predicted model, not a curated record. The transcript is spliced from 18 exons. Gene Ontology annotation, biological process: regulation of DNA-templated transcription. Gene Ontology annotation, cellular component: RSF complex.